CAUUUUGAAAGUGGAGUCGCCUGCCCUGCCGCUGCCGCCGCCGCCGCCGUCGCUGUCGUAGCCGCCGCCGCCGCCGCUGGAGAAAGAGCAAGAGUGGGGAAGACCAAGAGUGAAAUCCACCAUCCCGCCGGCUGGUUUGCCAGCCCCUCCUUCCUUCUCCCCCGACCCCCGCCCCCUCCCCCCACAGGUGCCAUCCGCCGCCAUCCGCCCUCUCUACCCCCCCAUCCCCAGGUGAGGGGGGUGAGUUCAGGAAGCGGAGACCCCGAGGAACUCAGCAGGGUCACCAUUUGCAGCGCAACAUGGCAGGAGCUGGAGGAGGGAAUGAUAUUCAGUGGUGUUUUUCUCAGGUGAAAGGAGCAGUAGAUGAUGAUGUAGCAGAAGCAGAUAUAAUUUCUACAGUAGAAUUUAAUCAUUCUGGAGAAUUACUAGCAACCGGAGAUAAAGGUGGUAGAGUCGUCAUCUUUCAACAGGAGCAGGAGAACAAAAUCCAGUCUCAUAGCAGAGGAGAAUAUAAUGUUUACAGCACCUUUCAGAGCCAUGAACCAGAGUUUGACUACUUGAAAAGUUUAGAAAUAGAAGAAAAGAUCAACAAAAUUAGGUGGUUACCCCAGAAAAAUGCUGCUCAGUUUUUAUUGUCUACCAAUGAUAAAACAAUAAAAUUAUGGAAAAUCAGUGAAAGGGACAAAAGACCAGAAGGGUAUAACUUGAAAGAGGAAGAUGGAAGGUAUAGAGAUCCUACUACAGUCACUACACUACGUGUGCCGGUCUUUAGGCCCAUGGAUCUAAUGGUUGAGGCCAGUCCACGACGAAUAUUUGCCAAUGCUCAUACAUAUCACAUCAACUCAAUUUCUAUUAAUAGUGAUUACGAAACGUAUUUAUCUGCAGAUGAUUUGCGGAUUAAUCUUUGGCACCUGGAAAUUACAGACAGGAGUUUUAAUAUUGUGGAUAUCAAGCCUGCCAAUAUGGAGGAGCUGACAGAGGUGAUUACAGCAGCAGAAUUCCAUCCAAACAGUUGUAACACAUUUGUAUACAGCAGCAGUAAAGGAACUAUUCGGUUAUGUGACAUGAGGGCAUCCGCCCUCUGUGAUAGGCAUUCUAAACUGUUUGAAGAACCUGAAGAUCCGAGUAACAGGUCUUUUUUUUCUGAAAUCAUCUCUUCAAUUUCUGAUGUAAAAUUCAGCCAUAGUGGUCGAUAUAUGAUGACUAGAGACUAUUUGUCAGUCAAAAUUUGGGACUUAAAUAUGGAAAACAGGCCUGUGGAAACAUACCAGGUGCAUGAAUACCUCAGAAGUAAACUUUGUUCACUAUAUGAAAAUGACUGCAUAUUUGACAAAUUUGAAUGUUGUUGGAAUGGAUCUGACAGUGUUGUCAUGACUGGAUCUUACAAUAAUUUCUUCAGAAUGUUUGACCGGAACACAAAGCGAGACAUAACCCUAGAAGCAUCACGGGAAAACAGUAAACCUCGCACAGUUCUGAAGCCACGCAAAGUGUGUGCAAGUGGCAAGCGAAAGAAAGAUGAAAUAAGCGUUGACAGCCUAGACUUCAACAAGAAAAUACUUCAUACAGCCUGGCACCCCAAGGAAAAUAUCAUUGCUGUAGCUACUACAAACAAUCUGUAUAUAUUUCAAGACAAAGUGAAUUAGGGUUGGCAUUCCUAGCAGAAGAGCCCACUUCCUGCUUAGUUGAGAUAGUUGAAUCUAGCAUUCAUACUUAAAAAAGAGAGGUCCAUUGUGGCGCCCCUUUUCCAGUGUUUGACAAUGUGCCAUUCGACAACACAUUUUUAAUAGCUACAUGGAGAAAGCUCUGUGGAUUCCUCACUGUGGUGUUCUCCAUGUCUGCUAGCCAUUUAGGUAAGGGUAGGGCACUUUUAAUUUAAAUGACUUCUUGCACCAUCUUGCCUAAUGGACUAGAUUGGACUGUAUCAACAUUGAUUUACUCCACUUUUUAUGCCUUCCAUUGUGAUGACGUCAAACACAAGUGAAAGCCUUCAGUCAUGCUUAUGGGAUUUAAUUGUGUAUCCUCAUUACUGUAUCAUUUGUGGGGUACACCCCUCCCCCCUUUUUUAAAUUAAAUACAGCUCAUUCUUACUGCGGCUUGUAGCAUUCCUCCUCUUCUGGCCUCCUGGACUCUUCCCCUUCAUCUCUCUUACCCUUGCCCCUCCACCCAGUCUUGGUGGUGGUAUAAAAAAGGAAAGAACGAAAGCACACAAAACGAGUCAGUUUGGGGUCAGUGGUAAAGGGGGUAUAUGUUGCGAACAAAUGUUUUAAUAACAGUUGGCUGUAAUCACUCCUUGCCAUGUCUGGCACUGAAAAUAAGGAAAAAAAAAAACUACUACUGAAUAAACGUGACAAAGAAUGGAGAAUCUGGUUUUCUUUUUCUUUUUAAUCUACCCCUUUAAGCCAAUAUUUUGUGUCAUAGCUUUGGGUGCAGUGAAAUGAAAUGAGGUUCCAUUGUUUUAUGGGUAUUUUUGUUAAUUAUUUUUAACAAGUGUUCUUUUACAUGGAGGAGAGGUAUUGGUUCUGUAUGAACAUGUUUUGACUAUAUAUUGAUAUUACUAAGGAUAUCAUGAUCUAUACAUGCUACUAGAUUUUUUUUUUUUUACUGUAGUUAUAAGGGUAUUGGAUACAUUGUAUCUACACUUAAUUCAUUAUCUGUUAAUGAAACUGUUGUAAAUGGGAACCAAAUUUGUAGAACUUCAUUUUUAAAGACUUUACAGUGCUUAAUUUCAUUUUUGUGUUACUAAAUCAAAGUCUUAAAGUUUUUAAACGUUAAAACUUUUUUUAUCAGUCAUAAAACUAUAACAUAAAACUAUCCUCAAGUGAUUUACAUAGAUAAAAUGGACACUGCACUAAAUUUUUCUUUUUGUAUUUUACUGCUAUCAAAUCUGAAUGAAAUGUACUUUGUCAUAGAUGUUUUUCUUUUAUUUUUGGUUUUCCAAAGCUAUUAAUGUUAAAGACAAACUUUAAAGGUACAGUGUUCCAAAAGUGCUUAAUGGAUUCCAACAGCUGCCUCAAAUAAAAAUUUAGUAAUAUGUAUAUGACUACAUUUUCCCUAAAUGGUGAUACCUUAUCCAAAGAUGAAGAGUACCCCUAUUUUUAAUAGGUAGAAUGAACCUUUGUGUCAAUCUUGCAGAAGCUUUAAUGGAGAAAGAAUGACCUUUAUUUUUCAAAGAUAAAUGAGUAGGCAUUUAUAUUAGAGAAUGGUAGUAUGUUUUGGUUGAGCAGUAAUAUACAACCUUGAAUUUUAGAGGACUCUGAGUGCUUCUUAUUAUUUGUCCACUACCUUAUUGUUCUCUUCUCACCAAUGAAAAAUGAUUAAAGAAUUCCACCGUAAUUCCCUCUACACUUAUACAGAUACUAUGUCUUGUAAGUCAACAUUUUUAGCACACAGGAGAAAUUAUAUGUAAUAAAAUUACUGUAUCUUUUGGACUGAACAAAUUUGAAUUUGUGUUUAAACACUUUGAUUAUACGUCUGAUAAUUCUUAAAAUAAUGGCACUUUUACUAAUUUAUUUGGGGAUCUUGGGUACAUUCAUAACUUGUGUUUUUCUUCAUGCUUGACUUGGAAGUGGGCUAUUCCCCUGCCAUGAGCAGAUCAGGCAGUUUUCCAGAAGAUCUUCUUGGGAGAUUGCUUCCCUAAAGUUUGGGUGUAGGUAUUAAAAUAACACCAUCAAACAGCUCUUGGAAAUUGUUCUUUCAUUUAGCAGUAGCUAUGACGAUUCUCAUCCAUGACACUAAGGGUUAGUUUUAUAUAUUUAAGAGAGAAACAUUGCUUAAAUUAAAAUGCCUCUAUAAAGGAAUGCUAUUAUAAAUUAUUAUAACAAUAUUCUCAAGUAUCAAUUUUUAAUUUCUUUGGUGUAGCAAACUAUAAGCCCAGCCACUCAUGGUCGUGGUUAAUCUUUUAUAGAAUACACUUAGUCUUGUCAAGUUGCUUGUAUUCUCCUAUUCUCUUGACACCUACAAAUAUAUACAUAUUCUAUCCCUCUGUCUUAACCUUUUUGAAAAGUUAUGGUAGGAAAAAAACCUUUCAUUCUGUUAAUCUCUUGAUCUUGAUUUAGUGGCUGGGCAAUAGUUAUAUAAAUCUGUAUCUGUAUAAACUCAUGUUUAUAUAACUUAACUACUGGAUAUUAAGCUUUCUUCUGUGAAGCCCUGAGACUUUGGAAUAGAAAAGUACAUUCACACACUCUUUUUCCUUUCAAAUUAAGUGAGGAUUUAAAAAACAACCUUCAAUGUGAGGAUUAUUCUGUUCACAGACAUUCCUAAGGAAAACUAAAAAUAAUAAAACUGAGGUUCUUUUAGUUUGUAACAGUAUUUAUACAAGUAACAUGUUGGUUCUUGGAAAAUUAUUUGUGAAAGCUAAACAGUUACUGAUAGAAGUAUUUUAGUGAAAUUUAAACCAUUACCUUGUUGGGGAACACUGCUUCAGCAUCUUCUUUCUACCGCAUAAAAAUUCAAGGGGGGAUAGUAAUGUGCACUUCUGGAAGAACAAAGCCAAGCCCAACCCCCACCCCUAAAAAAGAAAGAAAAGACAGGUUUAUGCUAGGUAAUAAAGAAUCGAGUCAAUUUUACUGUAGUAUUUGAGAGCAUUACUAUUUUAGAUACUUAUCUGUUCAGACGGUUGAUAAUUAAAGCUUUGUGUGUGUGUAAGAGAGACACCAUGGUUAAAAGAGGUUUUUUACACACCCCUCCUCUCCAGAAAGCCUUGGAAACUUGUUCCGCUUCAUCUUGUAACUGUGCAUAUAAGGUCAAGACAUUAUGUCUCACUCUUUGGUGUUAAUCAAAAGCUUAGAGAAUUUACAAAGUCUUGAGGUUCUCAGAUGCUGGUUUUAAGUGUAAUGAUAAAUUGAGUUUUGUCUCCUUGACAUGUUAUUGCAUAAUGGUAUUGAACUUUGUGACCUACUGUGUAAGAAAUGAACGCCCACCUUGCAGGCUUAAAGUUAAUAAUACGUAUGAAAAGGCCCACCUUAGCACCUACCUAUAAAAAGGAAGGCACUACAAAAUUUAGUUUCCUGCAAAAGGAGCAAUUUGGCAAACAAAAAUAAUUAAACUGGCCUAAAGGGAGAAAGCUAGUAUUUAUUUACCUUUUAAAAAUGUUCUGCACUUACAUGAACAGCAGCCAGUUAUUUGAGGACUUUCCCACUAGGGGACACCAGUUAAGCCUUGACCAACACAAUUUUUGUAUUUUUGAGAAUGCAUAAAUGAGAUUCUGUUUCUAUAUUGAAAGAGCUUCAUUAUUAAAAACCAAAUUUGGGAACCAGAUAAAGGGAAAGUCCGAAGUGUAUUUAUGCCCAAAUAAAACCGCUAUUCAACAUGAUCCUGGAGUGAGUGAUGGAGGGGGAACCCAAAUAUCAACUAUGCUGUCAUGGUCAUACCUUACGGGAGAAGUAGCAAAAAUGAAACUGGAAGAGAAUUAUGAACUGCCCUUUCAGUCAUAGAUAACUCAGUCUGCCCCCUUCCCCUUGCAAAAUCAGAUCCUUAUGUACCAUGUUCACUUUCUCCUUAACAAGGAGACCAGGACUUUCAUGUUGCACGCUUAUGCUGAUUUAACUCUGGAAUGUCUAAAUUCCUUUAAAAAAAAGUAACUUCUGCCUUCUGAAUACAUGUUCUUCAGAUAGACCAAAAAAAGAAAAAAUACCCCAGCAGUUAAUCAUGCAGAGAAAACUCCCAUUCACAUUUGUAUGAAUUCUUUUGUUCUCUCUCUUCUGGGCAUACUUUAAGCCAGAUUUCCCCUCUGAAUAGCCUCAUAAUCUGUGGCUGAUCCUUUAUUUAUUUAACUAGUGCCUGUUACCAAGAUUGAUGUUUAUUUUCAUUUUUGCAAGUGGAAAUAUUGGAAUAGUGACCAUACAUACCAGCCUUGGUGUGUAAGAUUUUUAGGAUACACUCCUAGAACUGUAAUUACUGUAUUAAAGGAUAUGGGUGUAUUUAAGAUUUGGUACAUAUUGUCAAAUUUCUGUUCCAAAAAUGGAAGUUCCAUCACAAAUACACCCCUAUCUUCACACUCUCAAUAAUGGACAAAAACCUCGUGUUUUAUCUUGGUCAAUCAGAAAAAGUCAAAAAUGGUAACCCAAUUUGUGUUUACAUGUUUCUAGUCAGAUAUUAUUUUCUAUAAUCUGGAUACCAGACUUUAUCACAUAUGCUUUAUAAAUAUUUUCUCCCAGUAUGAGGUUUGUCUUUGCACAGAGCUUUUUGAAGAGCAGAAAUUCUUAAUUUUCACAGAAGUCCACUUUUUCAACUUUUUCUUUAAUGGGUUAUGCUUUUGGUGUCAUAUCUAAGAAAUCUGCCUAACUUAAGGUGACAAAAUUUUUAAUAUUUUUAGAAGUUUAAUAGUUUUCAGUUUUUAUAUUUACGUCUGAUUGAUUUGAGUUGGUUUUUGUAUAUGUUUACAUAUAAAAAUUAUAUAUGUACCAUAUAUAGAUUGAGGUUCAUUUUUCUUUGCACCUUUGUUGAAAAUCAGUUGACACAGCAUUAGCCUAUUUCUGAACUAUUCCAUUAGUUUAUACGUCUGAGCUUUCACCCAUACUACACUGCGUGAUCACUGUAGCUUUGCAUAAGUAAUGCAACUAUGUUCUUUUUGAAAACUGCUUUGCUAAUUUUAGUUCCUUUGCCUUGCUAUGUACAUUUUAGAAUCAGCCUGCUGACAAGAACAAAACCACCUGCUUGGAUUUUGAUAAUGAUUGCAUUGAAUCCAUAGACCAGUUCAGGGAGAGUGGACCUCUUAAUAUUCGUCCUCCAAUCCAUGAAUGCAGCAUGUUGCUCCAUUUAUAUAGGUCUUUGAUUUCUUUUAUCAGUGUUUUUAGAUUUUAGCAUACAGAUCUUGCACAUAUAUUGUUAGUACUUUAUGGGUUUUUUUGUGUGUGCUUUUGUAAAUGGUACUUUAAAAAUUUUCAAUUUCCAAAAUGUUCAUUGCUAAUAUCUAGAUAUACGAUUGAUUUUUGUAUUUUGACCUUGUAUCCUGACACCUUGCCAGAUUCACUUAUGUAGAUUUUUUAAAAGUUUUCUACGUAGUCAUGUCUGCAGAUUAUUAUUUAUAAUAAAUGUUUUAUUUUUUUCCAGUC
Molecule: messenger RNA, 7052 nt
Organism: Globicephala melas (long-finned pilot whale)
Lineage: Eukaryota; Metazoa; Chordata; Mammalia; Artiodactyla; Delphinidae
Gene: PPP2R2A
Product: protein phosphatase 2 regulatory subunit Balpha
Cellular component (GO): cytosol; protein phosphatase type 2A complex
Molecular function (GO): protein binding; protein phosphatase regulator activity
Source: RefSeq, a predicted model, not a curated record